Molecule: messenger RNA, 818 nt
Organism: Caenorhabditis sp. 36 PRJEB53466
Lineage: Eukaryota; Metazoa; Nematoda; Chromadorea; Rhabditida; Rhabditidae
Source: the annotation of a GenBank genome assembly
AUGAAAAGUGACGGUAGAUGGCAAGCUCUCGAAUCGAAUCCGGAAACUAUCAACCCGGUAACAGCCAAGAAAUUUUCUCAGAAACAGCAUACAUUCUUCUUCAGUUUCUGACUAAGAUUGGCGUUCGUGGAGUUGAAUGCGUCGACGUCUACUCGUUCGACGAAGAAAUGCUUCAAUUCGUGCCGCAGCCACAGCUUGCCCUCAUUCUGUGCUUCCCGAGCUCGGAGGCUCGCGAUUUCCUCUCGAAACAAUACGAGGAGGUUGAGAAGAAUGGAACGAAGCCGGAGGGAGUGUUCUUCAUGAACCAGUCGGAUUCGAUCGGAAAUGCGUGUGGAACGUUCGCUCUGUUUCACUCGCUGGCCAAUCUGGAAGGCCGUGUGGACCUGGGCAAGGGAAAGUUUUUCAAAUGGUUCGAGAAGGCCAAGUUGGUGAAGGAAGAGGAGCGGUCGGACCUGCUCUCUGAUGGUACGCACACUUCUGACGUAACUCCAAUAAAAUUUUGAUUUUUUUGAUGUCGAUCUGGCGGAGGCUCACGACGAGACUGCCGAGGAAGGAGAGACGGAGAACUCGGACCAGGUCGACUACCACUUCAUCACUUACGUCAACAAGAACGGACAGCUCUACGAAAUCGGUAAACGAAAAAUAGUCGCAAGUUGGAUGAUCAUCGUUCAACUUCAGACUCGUGCGCCCCGUUCCCGCGUCCACUCGGAGCCACCACGGACUCCUCGCUCGUCAAGGACGCGUCGGUCGCCAUCAAGAAGUUGAUGAACAACGUGCAGAACUUGAACUUCUCGGCUAUGGCGCUCAUCGGCAAGUAG